AUGACCAAUUUCACACUUGUAAUUGUAAUAUUGGCACUAAGUUGCUUUGAUUACAUACAUUUUAUUGUGGGCUCGCCGUCUCCAGGAAUAGCAGGAGGAGCGAUUGAUAAAGACUUCGUAAAUCUGCAUAAUGAACAUAGAACGAAAGCGAACUUAGCCAAUUACUCAUACGAUAUCGACGACUUGACCCUAGCAGCCUUGAACUUGUCAAUAAAUGCUUGCAAUCAAAAUAAAACGAAUAACACCUACAUCACCUCGGAUCACUCGUUUUUUGUCUACUGGGAAAACUCGACUUCGCUUUCGGCGAAAGAUGGCUCCGAAGCAAUCUUCGAGGAGCUCUACAAGAACGCGUCCAAUCUGUUCCAGUUCGCUGGAGGUAAGAGAGACCAAUACGGUUGCCAUGGCAACAACAUAAGUGAGAAAUUGGGUGACAGUAUAAACUUCACGUAUUUUGUGCUGAACAAGGGAUACACUCAAAUUGGGUGUCGUUUCCAGUCAUGCUCUGGGAGACAAGGAAACGAUACAUCUACAGGCGCUACAGGUACAACAACGACGACCACACCCACAGCUCCUCUGUAUCGAUUUGCGCUGGCUUGUGCCUACGGAUCCCUUCAAGACAGAGAAAUGUUUCAAGAUGACAACUUUCUGAGCCUUUGCAAAAAUGAGCCUCAAUACAACUGGAGCAGCUGCAACAGGCCGCUGCAAGAUGAAUGCGAGAGGGUGAGGCUGAACGCUUCGACAACAUCAUCAACAUUGAGUCCUUCCGGAGGUCAACCACACUCACCCUCUGGCCCUACGUCUUCUCAGGUCAGUACCACAUCUUCUGAUAACAAUAAUACGGCUUCAACGAUAACUCCUCCAGGUAACCAGACUACCACCAUGUCCCAAAACACAAACGGCCCGGGAAAUCAAACAUUGACAGGGACAGCACCCCCUGCAGCGACUAACACAACAACGGGAAACACAACAACUACCAUAACAAGCUCCCAUAGUGGAGGAACCGCUUCUAAUGGAACUGCUACUACGAAAUCAGUGACCAUGCCGACUGGACCAACAUCCAAUGGAACUGCUACUACAAAACAGCUGACCAUACCGACUGGACCAACAUCCAAUGGAAUUUCUACUACGAAAUUAGUGACCACUCCGACUGGGCCAACAUCCAAUGGAACUUCUACUACGAAACAAGUGACCAUACCGACUGGACCAACAUCCAAUGGAAUUUCUACUACGAAACCAGUGACCAUGCCGACUGGACCAACAUCCAAUGGAGCUUCUACUACGAAAACAGUGACCAUGCCGACUGGACCAACAUCCAAUGGAACUUCUACUACGAAACCAGUGACCAUGCCGACUGGACCAACAUCCAAUGGAACUUCUACUACGAAACCAGUGACCAUGCCGACUGGACCAACAUCCAAUGGAACUUCUACUACGAAACAAGUGACCAUGCCGACUGGACCAACAUCCAAUGGAAUUUCUACUACAAAACCAGUGACCAUGCCGACUGGACCAACAUCCAAAGGAACUUCUACUACAAUACCAGUGACCAUGCCAACUGGACCAACAUCCAAAGGAACUUCUACUACAAUACCAGUGACCAUGCCAACUGGACCAACAUCCAAUGGAAUUUCUACUACGAAUCCAGUGACCAUGCCGACUGGACCAACAUCCAAUGGUGUUUCUACUACAAAACCAGUGACCAUACCGACUGGACCAACAUCCAAAGGAACUUCUGCUACGAAAUCAGUGACCAUGUCGACUGGACCAACAUCCAAUGGAACUUCUGUUACGGUACCAAUAACCAGGCCGACUGGACCAACAUCCAAUGGAGUUUCUGGAAACACAACUAUAACUGGAAGUGCAACAAAAAUGCACACCACAACUGUAACUGGAAGUCCACCAGGAACCGGAAAGACAAACCUACCUGGAGGCCCGACUGGAAAUGGAAACACAUCUGCAACUGGAGGCCCGACAGGAAAUGGAAACCCAUCUGCAUCUGGAGGCUCACCAGUAACUGGAAAAACAAAUGCAACUGGAGGCACAACAGGAACUGGAAAAACAACAGUAACUGGAGGCCCAACUGGAACUAUGAACCCAAUUGUAACUGGAAGUCCAACAGGAACCGGAAACACAUUUUUAACUGUAAGUCCAGCAACAAAUGGAAACGCAACUGUGAUUGGAAUCACAUCUUUAACAAGAAACACAAAUCAAACUGGAAAUCCAACAGGAACUGCGAACACUUCUUUUUCUGGAGGCCCAACAGUAUCUGGAAAACCAAAUAUAACUGGAGGUACAACACGAACUGGAAAUACAACAAUAACUGGAGGAAAAACUGGAACUAGGAACCCAAUUGUAACUGGAAGUCCACCAGGAACUGGAAAAACGACUCUAACUGGAAUCCCAUCAGGAACGUUGAGCUCAAACGUAACCGGAGGUACAUCAGUACUUAGAAAUACAACUGCAACUAGUAGUACAACUGUAUCUGGAGGUACAACAGGAACUGGGAAUACACCUGUAACUAGAAGUCCAACAGGAACAGGAAACACAAUUCUAACUGGAAGCCCAUCAGGAAAUGGAAACCCAAACGUAACUGGAGCCACAACAGGAACUGGAAAUACAACAGUAACUGGAGGCUCAACUGGAACCAGGAACCCAAACGUAACUGGAAGUCCAACACGAACCAGAAACACAACUUUAACUGGAAGCCCACCAGGAAAUGGAAACCCAAACGUAACUGGAGGUCCAACAGGAUCGACAGGGACAACUCUAACUGGAAGUCCAACACGAACCGGAAACACAACUUUAACUGGAAGUCCAACAGGAACUGGACUCACAACUGUAAUUGGAAGCACAUCUUUAACAAGAAACCCAAAUGCAACUGGAGGCCCAUCAAGAACUGCAAACACUUCUUUUUCUGGAGGCCCACCAGUAACUGGAAACCCAAUUGUAACUGGAAGUCCAACAGGAACUGGAAACACGGCUCUAACUGGAAACCCAUUAGGAACGUUAAGCUCGAACGUAACUGGAGGUCCACCAGGAACUGGAAUUACAACUGUAACUAGCAAUACAACUGUAACUGGAGGUACAUCAGGAACUGGGAACACAACUAUAACUGGAAGUCCAACGGGAACUGGAAUUACAAUUCUAACUGGAAGCCCACCAGGAAAUGGAAUUCCAAACGUAACUGGAGGUCCAACAGGAUCGGCAGGGACAACUCUAACUGGAGGCCCGACGGGAAGUGGAAAACCCUAUGCAACUGUAAGCCCGACAAGUAAUGUAAACGCAUCUGCAACUGUAGGCCCGACGGGAAAUGGAAACCCAUCUUCAACUGUAGGCCCCACUGGAAAUGUAAACCCAUCUUCAACUGUAAGCCCGACGAUUAAUGGAAACCCAUCUUCAACUGUAAGCCCGACGGGUAGCGGAAGCGCAUCUGCAAUUUUUGGCCCGACGGGAAAUGGAAACCCAAGUUUAACUGUAAGCCCGACGAGUAAUGGAAAUGCAUCUGCAACUGUAGGCCCGACGGGUAGUGGAAGUUCAUCUGCAACUGUAGGCCCGACUGGAAAUGUGAACCCCUCAUCAACUGUAAGCCCGUCGAUUAAUGGAAACGCAUCUUCAACUGUAAGCCCGACGGGUAGUGGAAGCGCAUCUGCAACUUUUGGCCCGACGGGAAAUGGAAACCCAUCUUCAACUGUAAGCCCCACGAACAAUGGAAAUGCGUCUGCAACCUUAGGACCGACGGGAAAUGGACACCCAAAUUCAACUGUAAGCCCGACGAGUACUAUAAAUCCAUCUGCAACUGUAGGCCCGACGAAUAAUGUAAGCUCAUCUGCAACUCUAGGCCCAACUGGAAAUGUAAACCCAUCUUCAACUGUAAGCGUGACAAGUAAUGGAAACUCAUCUUCAACUGUAAGCCCGACGAAAAAUGGAAACGCAUCGGCAACUGUAGGGCCGACUGGAAAUGGAAAUCCAUCCUCAACUGUAAGCCCGACAAAUAAAGGAAACCAAUCUUCAACUGUAAGCCCGACGAGUAAUGGAAACGCAUCUGCAACUGUAGGCCCGACUGGAAAUGGAAAACAAUCUUCAACUGUAAGCCCAACGAGUAAUGGAAACGCAUCUGCAACAGUAGGCCCGACGGUUUAUGGAAGCGCGUCUGCAACUUUAGGCCCGACGGGAAAUGGAAACCCAAAUUCAACUGUAAGCCCGACGAGUAAUGGAAACGCAUCUGCAACUGUAGGCCCGACGGGAAAUGGAAACCCAUCUUCAACUGUAAUCCCGACGAAUAAUGGAAACCCAUCUUCAACUGUAAGACCGACGAAUAACGGAAACACAUCUGCAACUUUAGGCCCGACGGGAUAUGGAAACCCAACUUCUACUGUAAGCUCAACGAGUAAUGGAAACGCAUCUGCAACGGUAGGACCGACGGGAAAUGGAAAACCAUCUUCAACUGUAGGCCCGACGGGAAAAGGAAACCCAUCUUCCACUGUAAGCCCGACGAGUAAUGGAAGCGCAUCUGCAACUGUAAGCCUGACGGGAAUUAGAAACUCAUCUUCAACUGUCAGCCCGACGAGUAAUGGAAACCCAUCUUCAACUGUAAGCCCGGCGGUUAAUGGAAGCGCAUCUGCAACUGUAGGCCCGACAGCAAUUGGAAACCCAUCUUCAACUGUAAAACCGACGAGUAAUGGAAACGCAUCUCCAACUGUAGGCCCGGCGGGUAGUGGAAGUGCAUCUGCAACUGUAGGCCCGACGACAAUUGGAAACCCAUCUUCAACUGUAAAACCGACGAGUAAUGGAAACGCAUCUUCAACUGUAAGCCCGACGAGUAAUGGAAACGCACCUGCAACUGUAGGCCCGACGGGUAAUGGAAGCACAUCUCCAACUGUAGGCCCGACAGGAAAUGGAAACCCAUCUUCAGCUGUAAGCCCAACAAGUAAUGGAAACGCAUCUGCAACUUUAGGACCGACGGUAAAUGGAAACCCAUAUUCAUUUGUAAGCCCGACUAGUAAUGGAAACGCAUCUGCAAGCUUAGGCCCGACGGCAAAUGGAAACCCAUCUUCAACUGUAAGCCUGACAAUUAAUGGAAACGCAUCUGCAACUGUUGGCCCGACGGGUAAUGGAAGCGCAUAUGCAACUGCAAGCCCGACGGGAAAUGGAAACCCAUCUUCAACUGUAAGCCCGACGAGUAAUGGAAACUCAUCUGCAACUUUAGGCCCGACGGCAAAUGGAAACCCAUCUGCAACUGUAAGCCCGGCGGUUAAUGGAAGCUCAUCUGCAACUGUAGGCCCGACGGGAAAUGGAAACCCAUCUUCAACUGUAAGCCCGACGAGUAAUGGAAACCCAUCUGCAACUGUAGGCCCGACGGUUAAUGGAAGCGCAUCUGCAACUGUAGGCCCGACGGGAAAUGGAAACCCAUCUUCAACUGUAAGCCCGACGAGUAAUGGAAGUGCAUCUGCAACUGUAGGCCCGACGGUUAAUGGAAGCGCAUCUGCAACUGUAGGCCCGACGGGAAAUGGAAACCCAUCUUCAACUGUAAGCCCGACUAGUAAUGGAAACCCAUCUGCAACUCUAGGCCCGACGGGUAAUGGAAACCCAUCUGCAACUCUAGGCCCGACCGGAAAUGUAAACCCAUCUUCAACUGUAAGCCCGACGAGUAAUGGAAACCCAUCUGCAAAUGUAGGCCCGACGGGUAAGGGAAGCGCAUCUGCAACUGUAGGCCCGACCGGAAAUGUAAACCCAUCUUCAACUGUAAUCCCGACGAGUAAUGGAAGUGCAUCUGCAACUGUAGGCCCGAAAGGUAAUGGAAGCGCAUCUUCAACUUUAGGCCCGACGGUAAAUGGAAACCCAUCUUCAUUUGUAAGCCCGACUAGUAAUGGAAACGCAUCUGCAACUGUAGGCCCGACGGUUAAUGGAAGUGCAUCUGCAACUGUAGGCCCGACGGGAAAUGGAAACCCAUCUUCAACUGUAAGCCCGACGAGUAAUGGAAGUGCAUCUGCAACUGUAGGCCCGACGGGUAAUGGAAACCCAUCUGCAACUGUAGGCCCGACGGGAAAUGGAAACCCAUCUUCAACUGUAAGCCCGGCGGGUAAUGGAAGCUCAUCUGCAACUGUAAGCCCGACAAGUAAUGGAAACGCAUCUGCAACUUUAGGCCCGACUAGUAAUGGAAACCCAUCUGCAACUGUAGGCCCGACCGGAAAAGUAAACCCAUCUUCAACUGUAAGCCCGACGAGUAAUGGAAACGCAUCUGCAACUGUAGGCCCGACGGGUAAUGGAAGCGCAUCUCCAACUGUAGGCCCGACGGGAAAUGGAAACCCAUCUUCAGCUAUAAGCCCGACAAGUAAUGGAAACGCAUCUGCAACUUUAGGCCCGACGGUAAAUGGAAACCCAUCUUCAUUUGUAAGCCCGACUAGUAAUGGAAACGCAUCUGCAACUUUAGGCCCGACGGCAAAUGGAAACCCAUCUGCAACUGUAAGCCCGGCGGGUAAUGGAAGCUCAUCUGCAACUGUAGGCCCGACGGGAAAUGGAAACCCAUCUUCAACUGUAAGCCCGACGAGUAAUGGAAAAACAUCUGCAACUUUAGGCCCGACGGCAAAUGGAAACCCAUCUUCAACUGUAAGCCCGGCGGGUAAUGGAAGCUCAUCUGCAACUGUAGGCACGACGGGUAAUGGAAGCGCAUAUGCAACUGUAGGCCCGACAGGAAAUGGAAACCCAUCUUCAACUGUAAGCCCGACGAGUAAUGGAAACGCAUCUGUAACUUUAGGCCCGACGGCAAAUGGAAACCCAUCUUCAACUGUAAGCCCGGCGGGUUAUGGAAGCUCAUCUUCAACUGUAGGCCCGACGGGAAAUGGAAACCCAUCUUCAACUGUAAGCCCGACGAGUAAUGGAAACGCAUCUGCAACUUUAGGCCCGACGGCAAAUGGAAACCCAUCUUCAACUGUAAGCCCGGCGGGUAAUGGAAGUUCAUCUGCAACUGUAGGCCCGACGGGAAAUGGAAACCCAUCUUCAACUGUAAGCCCGACGAGUAAUGGAAACCCAUCUUCAACUGUAAGCCCGGCGGGUAAUGGAAGCUCAUCUGCAACUGUAAGCCCGACAAGUAAUGGAAACGCAUCUGCAACUUUAGGCCCGACGGUAAAUGGAAACCCAUCUUCAUUUAUAAGCCCGACUAGUAAUGGAAACGCGUCUGCAACUUUAGGCCCGACGACAAAUGGAAACCCAUCUUCAACUGUAAGCCCGACAAGUAAUGGAAACGCAUCUGCAACUUUAGGCCCGACGGUAAAUGGAAACCCAUCUUCAUUUAUAAGCCCGACUAGUAAUGGAAACGCGUCUGCAACUUUAGGCCCGACGACAAAUGGAAACCCAUCUUCAACUGUAAGCCCGACAAGUAAUGGAAACGCAUCUGCAACUUUAGGCCCGACGGUAAAUGGAAACCCAUCUUCAUUUAUAAGCCCGACUAGUAAUGGAAACCCAUCUUCAACUGUAAGCCCGGCGGGUAAUGGAAGCUCAUCUGCAACUGUAGGCCCGACGGGUAAUGGAAGCGCAUAUGCAACUGUAGGCCCGACGGGAAAUGGAAACCCAUCUUCAAUUGUAAGCCCGACGAGUAAUGGAAACCCAUCUGCAACUGUAGGCCAGACGGGUAAUGGAAACCCAUCUUCAACUGUAAGCCCGGCGGGUAAUGGAAGCUCAUCUGCAACUGUAAGCCCGACAAGUAAUGGAAACGCAUCUGCAACUUUAGGCCCGACGGUAAAUGGAAACCCAUCUUCAAUUGUAAGCCCGACGAGUAAUGGAAACCCAUCUGCAACUGUAGGCCAGACGGGUAAUGGAAACCCAUCUUCAACUGUAAGCCCGGCGGGUAAUGGAAGCUCAUCUGCAACUUUAGGCCCGACGGGUAAUGGAAGCGCAUAUGCAACUGUAGGCCCGACGGGAAAUGGAAACCCAUCUUCAACUGUAAGCCCGACAAGUAAUGGAAACGCAUCUGCAACUUUAGGCCCGACGGUAAAUGGAAACCCAUCUUCAUUUAUAAGCCCGACUAGUAAUGGAAACCCAUCUUCAACUGUAAGCCCGGCGGGUAACGGAAGCUCAUCUGCAACUGUAAGCCCGACAAGUAAUGGAAACGCAUCUGCAACAGUAGGCCCGACGGGUAAUGGAAGCACAUCUCCAACUGUAGGUCCGACGGUAAAUGGAAGCCCAUCUUCAAUUAUAAGCCCGACUAGUUAUGGAAACGCGUCUGCAACUUUAGGCCCGACGACAAAUGGAAACCCAUCUUCAACUGUAAGCCCGACAAGUAAUGGAAACGCAUCUGCAACUUUAGGCCCGACGGUAAAUGGAAACCCAUCUUCAUUUAUAAGCCCGACUAGUAAUGGAAACCCAUCUUCAACUGUAAGCCCGGCGGGUAAUGGAAGCUCAUCUGCAACUGUAAGCCCGACAAGUAAUGGAAACGCAUCUGCAACUUUAGGCCCGACGGGUAAUGGAAGCACAUCUCCAACUGUAGGACCGACGGUAAAUGGAAACCCAUCUUCAUUUAUAAGCCCGACUAGUAAUGGAAACCCAUCUUCAACUGUAAGCCCGGCGGGUAAUGGAAGCUCAUCUGCAACUGUAAGCCCGACAAGUAAUGGAAACGCACCUGCAACUGUAGGCCCGACGGGUAAUGGAAGCACAUCUCCAACUGUAGGACCGACGGUAAAUGGAAACCCAUCUUCAUUUAUAAGCCCGACUAGUAAUGGAAACCCAUCUUCAACUGUAAGCCCGGCGGGUAAUGGAAGCUCAUCUGCAACUGUAAGCCCGACAAGUAAUGGAAACGCAUCUGCAACUUUAGGCCCGACGGUAAAUGGAAACCCAUCUUCAUUUAUAAGCCCGACUAGUAAUGGAAACCCAUCUUCAUUUAUAAAAUCGACUAGUAAUGGAAACCCAUCUUCAACUGUAAGCCCGGCGGGUAAUGGAAGCUCAUCUGCAACUGUAGGCCCGACGGGUAAUGGAAGCGCAUAUGCAACUGUAGGCCCGACGAGUAAUGGAAGCCCAUCUGCAACUGUAGGCCAGACGGGUAAUGGAAACCCAUCUGCAACUGUAGGCCCGACAGGAAAUGGAAACCCUAUUGCAACUGUAGGCCCGACAGGAAAUGGAAACCCUAUUGCAACUGUAGGCUCGACUGGAGGCCCGACUGGCAAUGGUGCUACUACUACUUCAAUACCGAUCAAACCCCCAGGGGCUCCAGGAACAAAUCCGGGCCCUUCGCCUGGAAUUGGAGGAGACGAGGAUAUCGCUUGGAGUAUUUUGGAGAGUCUUCUGAGUGACCUGGACAAGGGCCAGGAUCCAAAUCCUGGCCAGGCUAACCCAGUUCCAGGCGGUGGAGGAAGCAAGCAACCGUCAGCAUCUUCUUCUUUCUGGGAUAAUGAAUGGACAUAUUUUGUGACGUUAAUUACAUUUGUCGUUCAAAUUAUAAAAAACUAA
Molecule: messenger RNA, 9438 nt
Organism: Symsagittifera roscoffensis
Lineage: Eukaryota; Metazoa; Xenacoelomorpha; Acoela; Convolutidae
Product: streptococcal hemagglutinin-like
Exons: 1
Coding region: 1-9438 (3145 amino acids)
Source: RefSeq, a predicted model, not a curated record